AUGGGCUAUUUUGGGAAUAUAUUCUUUAUUAUUUGUUUGGUGGAUUAUUUUGUUAUAGUGAUUGCUGUUGAACCUCAUUCUAAAAUCAAAGGCAACGUGGAAUCUCUGCUUGAGUUGACCCCAUGGACCUGGAAACACCUGAAUACGUCACUCAAAGUUGAUUCCCCCGUCACUGUGGAUGUAUCUCUCACUUCUCACUACAGACUGACUGGGAAACACCUCAACAAGUUUCUUAGGGUUAAAAAACUUAGGGAUUAUACAUCCAUUCUACAAACGAUACCCAACACAAAGAGAAGAGAUGGUGUAUACACAAUAUACCCGGAUAUGAAGACCAAGAAAUUGGUGUACUGUGACAUGACCACGGACGGCGGAGGGUGGACUAACGAGGAUGGGGGUGGGGGAAAUGAAGAUAUUCACUUGCUUACUACCAGGACAAAAAACGAGCUACGAGUAGACCUCAAAAAGUUCUCCGGUGAAAAGGCUUACGCCAAGUAUUCCAAGUUUUCUGUGGGAAGUGGGUCUAAAAAAUACAAGAUAGUUGUCGGAGGAUACAGUGGAAAUGCUGGAGAUAGUCUUUCUGGCCACAAUGGAAUGAAAUUCUGCACAAAAGACCAGGACAAUGACACUUGGGGUAAAAAUUGUGCUGUUGAGCAUCCAGGAGGAUGGUGGUUUGGAGCCUGUUUUAACAAUCAUCUUAACGGCAACAUGGAAUCUCUGCUUGAGUUGACCCCAUGGAACUGGAAACACCUGAACACGUCCUUCAAAGUGGAUUCCCCCGUCACUAUGGAUGUGUCCCUAACCUCUCACUACAGACUGACCGGGAAACACCUCAACAAGUUUCUCAGGCUAAAAAAGCAAAGAGAUUGUGCUUCUAUUCUCAAAACAAUACCUAACACAACAGGAAGAAACGGUGUGUACACGAUAUACCCGGAUAUGAAGACCAAGAAGUUGGUGUUCUGUGAUAUGACCACGGACGGCGGGGGAUGGACCGUAAUUCAAAGACGUAUGGAUGGGUCUGUUGAAUUUUAUCGAUCUUGGCAAACCUAUAAAGCAGGAUUCGGGAAAGCACAAGGAGAGUAUUGGCUGGGAAAUGAUGAUAUUCAUUUGCUGACCACCAGAGCCAAACAGGAACUACGAGUGGAUCUUCAAAAAUCCUCGGGUGAUAAAGCCUACGCCAAAUAUUCCACAUUUUCUGUGGGAAGUGAGUCUCAGAAAUACAAGCUGACUGUCGGUGGAUACAGUGGAACAGCGGGGAAUAGUCUUAAAUAUCACAAUGGGAUGAAAUUUACGACAAGAGACCAGGAUAAUGACACCUGGAAAGAUAACUGCGCUUUGACAGUUAAAGGAGGAUGGUGGUUUUAUGAUUGCUUAAAUUGUGAUCUCAAUGGACCUUAUCGGCCAUCCGCUUCAGGCACUUGGCUAUGUGUCUCCUGGUACAAAUUUGGCAAUGAAACUCGUGGUAUGAAGACGGCAUCAAUGAUGAUCAGAUCUAAAAUUUAAUUAUUUUUGA
Molecule: messenger RNA, 1510 nt
Organism: Magallana angulata
Lineage: Eukaryota; Metazoa; Mollusca; Bivalvia; Ostreida; Ostreidae
Product: techylectin-5B-like
Exons: 11
Coding region: 1-1500 (499 amino acids)
Source: RefSeq, a predicted model, not a curated record